AUGAAGACCGAUCCUAAUAUUCAACGUACGGGGGAGCAUUUAGAAGAAGAUAAAUUGCUAGGUGUGGGGGAGGCCGACAUGGAGAUAGAGUCCGUUUCAUCUGAAGGUGCAGAGAAACUCUUGGGAGCUAGCCCAUCGGAAUCUGCCAUGUUGGGGAAGCCAAUAAGCCCCGUGCGUCCUCGUGUUCGAGAGAAAGCUGAGCACAGAAGUGGUGAAAGGGUAGUGGAAAGGGUAUCGAGGCCCGUAGCCACAGUAUCAAGUCACCAACCUGUCGAAGCCCAUGGCUUGAGGGUUCAAGUUCAUGGGACCGGGUCUCAUGGGAGACGCCAAAGAGCUGCGGAUAGUUCAAGAAGACACGCCCUUAAGUUUCAUGUUCCGGGGAUAUUUAGCCCUAUAUUGUCUGGGGAUUCUGUUUCACAAAGAAGAUUGAGUGCUCUAAAGCUGUGUACCAGAUGGCUUCUGGGAGUUCACAAGGGUCUUGAGGACCUUGUGAAGUUACUCGAGUCCUUGUCUCCUGUGACCAGGAAAGAGGUUACUCCCGUGGUGGGUAUCCAUCCAAAGAAGACCAUAGACGAGACGAGUUUGUCAAAAUUGCAGUCUCUCCUAGAGUUGCCGGAAGUAGUGGGACUCGGAGAGAUUGGACUGGAUAGGAAGGUACCGGCAAUCACGUGGGCAGAGCAGAUGUUGAAGUUAGAGGCCGUGUUGAAUUUCUUGAAUAAAGAACACAUUCUGGUGUUGCAUAGUAGAAGCCUUACGGAAUUGGGAGAUAAAGCCAUUCACACUCUGCUCUUGUUACUGAAAUGUCAUCAGUCUGUCAUCAAGGAACAGCUGAUCCACUUUCAUUGUUUUACUGGGUCCCUGUCGAUGCUUAAGAAGUGGCUAGAAGUUUUCCCCAAUACAUACAUUGGGUUCACCGUUUUGAGUUGCCGGUCUAUGGAUCAUAAGGAAACGGUAAUGGGAGUAGAAUCUUCUCGACUUCUCCUGGAGUCCGAUGCUCCGUAUUUUAGCCCUCCAAAAUGUGACAAUUCAACCCCAAGUAUGAUCGGAUGGGUGGCGUCGCGUUUAGCCAAGGCAAGGGGUACAACUUGGGAGAAAUUGAUCGAAUUGGCAUCUUUCAACACGCGAAGACGGUAUAUUGAAAAGAAGCUGCCACUUUCGGGAAACAGCUCUGAUUAAGCCAAAGGUGCUUAAUUAUUGAUCAAAGGUUAUAGGCAAGUUAAAUGUUUCAUGGGUAUAGGACCUAGGAUCGUCAAUAUUUGGUUACUGGUAAUUUAGACCAUUUUAUCACAGACACAAAGGAUCGUAACUUAUAGUGCUUUUUGAAGAGGCAAGGAGUUGCAAUACCAGUACUGGUUGGAACCAGGAAAGUCGUCUCAGAAAUAAGAGCCUCAUUGGCUAAGUCGUCAGUGUGGGCCAACACCUUCAAAUAGGACGGGGAGGAGUGUGGUACUCGCGGACCUUGGUACGAGAUAGGUCGGGUACGAAAGAAUAUGUUCCAUAGCCCCUGAUUGGUCGUUACUGUGGGCGGCGAAGGGCCGCAAGGUAUUCUGGGAGAUUCCUCUAGAAGCAGCCAUUGGUGCUACACGAACAUUAUCUAGGCGAAACUAAUCCGUGCAAUCAACAGAGUGUUUUGGUGUAUCCACAACAGAAUUACAGACAUACAGAUAGGUAAGUCCUUUAACUAUCAUACUGAAGGUUCUACAAUGUUUUCGUAAACAUCUCGUAUAUCUUCGGAAACUAUCGGCAGUUUCCGCGAAAGAUUACUAUUGACGCUUCCAGAACAACCGUGAGCAUCCGUAUGUUACAUAGCGUUCUCCAUUAUGAACUUCUAAUCGGUGGUACUUCUCAGUUUGAAAGAGUAGACCCGCACCAUACCCCUCCAAAUAUCUCAACGGAUUUACGUGAUUCGCAAAAAUGAUCCCUCCGGCACAUGAAAAACCGGAACUUCCGGCAUAUGCCGGAAAACUUGCACCCAUGCCGGGGUCUAAACAUUCAAGACAGACUAGACCCCUGAAAAUCCUUCUUCAGUGGACGAACGAACGCUGUCAAACUAAACUAAGAGGCUCAGGAUGGUGAAAACAUCAAAUACGUCGACUUUACCAGGUAAAUAAUAUAAUUUGCAGUUGAUCAAUUAUCGUAAACAAUUUCAAACACACUACUUCAUUUGUUCGUCGUGCAACAUAUUCUAUAGGGUUUACAGACACUUCACCUCCCAGACACUUCACUCUAGGCCCUUUUUUGCAGACACCUCACCCCUUAGACAGUUCACCCCUCAUUUUAAGAAAUUUGAUUAAGACACUUCACCCCCCAUUUUUUUUAUUUCGUGUUCAACAAUAAUUUAUGUUCAAAAAUGUCAAAUGUAUUCAAGACGGUAGUGAUUAUGUUUAUUGUCUUAACAAAUGUUAUAUAUUAUUUUAUCAUGUAAUUGACCAAAGACAAUGGUUAUAUUGUUGUUUUUGCACUACAAAAAGGCUCAUAUCACAAAGUUGAUAGUAAGUAAAUUUUUGUUCUUUAUUUUUAUAUAUUAAUACUAAUUUCAAUUUAUGUGUAAGUGAUAUAACUAAUUGAAUAAUCUUUCUAUUGAAGUGUGUGAACCUUUGUGUGAUUUUUCCUUUGAUAUAUUUUAAGUAUAUAAUCUUUUUCACACUUCCUUUGUGUUUUUAAUUGACAGUAUCUUGUUUAAUGGACUGAAAGCAAAACAUGAAUACAAAGCUGUUAAUUAGCUGUACUGAUUAUUGUAUUAUCAUGUAAUAGUUAAAGUAAUUCAUAUUCUUUUAAGGUGUUUUGAAAAUAUAUGUUUGAUUAGCUCAUAUUUUUGAGUAACCAUAACUGCAGAAUAGCUAUUGGUCAAAGAUGAACAAGACAAGUGCAAUUAUGAAAAAUGUAAGUAUAACAUGUAAUUGGCUAAUAAAUUAUGAGUUGAUUUUAAUUAUUGAAGUUUUUGUACUUAAGUCUGUUUUCGGUUUGAUCCUUACUUCCGACUUCCCUUCGUGGCGUGCACGCCGCUAGGAAGGCAUAGGUCACACCAGAUGGGUGACCUAGUUAGGUCACUUAGCUGGUGUGACCUAACCAACGACGAAGGGUGUGGCCCUAAAGAGAGCUGCUGCUCCCGGAAGAGGUGCCUUUCCUCCUAUUGUCAUUUGUUCAUUGAGCGAAGAAUUUGGUCCUAGGGAAGGCCUACGACAAUCGACAGCUUGAGAAGACCUCUGUCGCGGCUCUAUGACAUCGACGACGUUGCAGGCGAAUAAGUCCUCCGUUGCAGGCUCUACGUUACCAGCAAUCGUAAUAGAGGCCGACUAGUCUGGGACAUAUGGGAAACCGGCGCCCAGUAUAAAUAAAACUAAAAACACACACACACGAUCCUUACCUUAUAUCAUUCAUUUGACAAGUUAUAUUCAUUUGGUGACAAAUUUGUGCUUUUACAUUAUGAUUUUGUGUAUUUUCAAAAGUUCACUACUUUAAUGUCAACAGAUUCUAUAAGAUCAAUUUACAAAUUAGGUCGAUUUUUAUAUUUGGCUUUCAGAGAAAGACAAUGAUACCAUUAAGAAACUAGACUUAAUGUUUGUUAAAUCUACAUUGUUAAACUUUUGUUCUUCUGGUAAAGUUUGUAUGCACCACUAUACAUGUUUAUAUUUGUAUGGCUAUAAAUAUUGUUUGUAUUUAAUGCCAAUAAAAUAUUCUGUUCUAUUCUAUUCUAUACAUUGUGCUUAAUUUACAUAACUGGUGCUAUUUAUUUGUUUAAUUAAUGACAUUAUGGAUGAUCUUUGUAUUAAAUGCAGGAUAAUUGUGUCUGAUAAUGAUGCUGCAGUUGAUUGUGAAAAAUGUGGGAACUGGCAACACAUGUGAUAACGGUAAGUUUAUUUAAUUUGUUAGCAACUUUUUUAAGUUAUAUGUAAAUACAAAUUGUUCUUUUUUAUUCAUUGCAAUAAGUGUAUAAGUAAUUUUUGUAUAUUUUAUCAGAGACAUAGGUAACAGAGAUAGGAAACUUCCUAACCAGUUCAGAUAUCACAUGUGCUUAUUAAACUUAAAACUUAUAUCAAGUAAAACUUAUGAACCAGAUUCUAAAAGCUUAUGCAUUUGUCUAUGGCUGCCGGUAAAAAAUAAACAGUUCCAAUUUAAAUCAAUGAUACAUCAAUUUUUACAGAGAACUACUUAUUGAUUUUUGUUACAAAUCAAUUCAAAUGAUGAAAACAAUGGUAAAUUUUGCUAUGUAUUUUUAAGUGAAAGGCAAGGAAAGUUACCAAUAUUUUAAAAUGCAGCAACAGACAAAAUAUUUAAUUUUCAAAUGGUGUAUAAUACUAGAAAUGUGUCCAUAGGACACGGAUGCCCUCACCUGCCACUGUUCUGUCAAUCUUAUGACUCUAGGUCAAAUAUUUUUUGGACUACAUGUGCCACAAGUUGAAAACUAAAAAUCAACAAAGGGCCAUAAUUCUGUAAAAUUUGGUCGCAGCAAAAAUUCCUUCCUUUACUACCAUCU
This is a messenger RNA of Ruditapes philippinarum (Manila clam), 4477 nucleotides long. RefSeq lists its product as uncharacterized. Gene Ontology annotation, molecular function: hydrolase activity, acting on ester bonds. The transcript has 2 exons. NCBI's taxonomy places the organism in Eukaryota, Metazoa, Mollusca, Bivalvia, Venerida, Veneridae. The coding region runs from base 1 to 1176 and encodes 391 amino acids. The record is from RefSeq and is a predicted model, not a curated record.